AAGAACAUAUAUUGAGUACUUGAUUACAUUUAAUUGACUAUGAGCAUAUUUUAAUGAUAAACGGUAAAAAGCAUAAAUCGUGAAGUCAAUACAAAGUACGAAUACAAUGCAUCGGGGCAUACCCCUAUGAAAUCAAAAGGCAAGUCAUGCCAACAACAAAAGCAACCAAACAAAAAAGGAGAAUAAGAAAACAAAAGAUGUUCUCUUCGUCUUCCUUCCUCUUGUUGUUGCCCUGGACGCCAUGUGCAAGACUAGCGUAAUACUGGUUCGGGUGAGGCCCAACUCCAAGAACAAGAUACUGCCCGCCCGCCCACCCUCGGAAGAUGACACGGUCUUCUUUGGAUUGGGCACUAGAUCCGUCACAAGAGUGGCCAUCAACCAGAAAGCAGUAUCCCCAAAGCAAAGCCAGGGUCCCUCGUUGCGUCUUCAGAAUCAUUUACAUAGAAAGGGCUACAAACUGAAUGCAAUGGCAACCCUAGGGGAUCAACGAGAACAGAGCCACGGAUCCACACCUAAUGAGAGAAAACUUUGGCCAUCACUCAAAUCCUUACUCUUGUUAGCCCCUUUAGUGAUUGCAUCUUUCCUCAAACGAAGCAAACACGCAAAAACACCCCAGGGAAUCCUGGACAAGGUGCCACGGAGUCAAACCCAGGGAAAACCAGCAAAAUCAGCGAAGAGUAUCCUGUUAGUCUCAAACCUCCAUCACGCAAGUCAAAACAGCCCCAACAAGCAUCAGCAUCACAGCCAUCACUCAAUAGUACCUCAAAAGGUUGGGCAACUUGGGUCAGCACGACACGAGUGUCAAGGCUUCAUUGCUGCCCACGAGCCGAAGCAAACACACUGCCUUUCACCUGGACAAAUCGAAGAAUUGAAGACCAGCUGCAUGCCCCCUUCUACAAACAAUGGUUUUCAGUUCUGCCUCCUCCCUGUCCAAGCAAUCAGCACCAUGGUAGGACCCUUGGUUGCGUGUGCUUCAAGCCCAAAGCCAGGUAUAAGUGGAAGCCAACGUUCCUUCAAGCUGCUGCCCUCCAGCCAUCAGGAACAGUUUGGUUCCUCAAAGUCCAAGCACACCUUCUUCAUAGGCCACAUCAAAGGAGUGAAAAAGAAUGCUUUAAAAUGUCAAAAACCGAAGGGAGACAACAUCCAAGAAUUGUGCCCAACAUCCUUGCAACAAAGCAAUGGUAAGGAAGCCCUCGACACCACUUUGGAAUACGUAAUCUCCCCCAAGCACACAAAUCCACAAGAACCAAGUCACUGAAGGACAUCAAAAAUGCCAAAACGUCAACUGUCCUAUAGCAUCUUGCCAUAACAAAAUGCCUCUAGAAGAGAAUAAGGCUCUUACCUGGGU
Messenger RNA from Cuscuta campestris, 1348 nucleotides. Lineage: Eukaryota; Viridiplantae; Streptophyta; Magnoliopsida; Solanales; Convolvulaceae. The record is from the annotation of a GenBank genome assembly.